CUUGAGUCUCCAAGUUGAAUCCGGAGCGUCACAAAACCGGAAAGAUGUCUCAAGAUCAUCGGAAUAAGAGGAGAAAGUUGGAUUCUACUCAGGAAUCCGAAGCUUCCACGAACAUCACGUCUCAUGGGCAACUACGCACUCUCUUGACUUUCCAACAGAAUAUAAACGAAGUCAAACAAGGCAUAAAGAAAUUUAAAGAAUUUCUCCUGGAGACUGGACAGGCUGAGAACGAGGGCGAGAAAGCCAAGAAGUUCCGCAUCCUGAAAGCCUACUGCGAUUCACAGAUCUCGCAUGAAGAAGAACCUUCUUGCUUUCCAGAUAUAAUCCAAACUUGGAAUUUUGCAGACACCAACAACAAUGAGUCUUUAUUAACCGUCGUUCCGUCUGUUUUGGCUCUUUUUAUCAGGACGGUAUCUACUAAUUUGGAUUUCCGGGAUUUCGGAUUGGCUUUGUGCAAAUUCUUGCUACGAAAGGAACAACUGAGGUUUUACAACCGCGGUUUGACAGCAACGAAGUCCAAGGAGCAUUUGAUCUCGCCCUGUCUUCGUCUCCUUACUGAGAUUGUCACAUUUGAUGGAGGUGCCGUUGCACGGCACCUCUACGCUGUGCGAUAUAUUACUUUUAAACGCAUAGAAGUCUUUUUGACUCCGAACAAAGCUCAAUUAGAGGAGGUGUUGGACGACAGCCAAAAAUCAACUCUCCGGCGGAAUGCGCAAAGAUACGUUCUGGCGAACUUGAGAUUCCAGCAUGCUAGCGCGAAAAGCGACAUUAUUGAACAGUACAAGGUCAUCAGAGCAUUCCUUGAGUAUGUAAGAAAAGAUCCCCGAGAUAUUGUUUUGGAUAUUAUCAAGGCCAUCGAGAGGGAUAUUUUGCAAGAUACUUCGCUUUCUAGAAAUGCGAAGACCAAAUUUUUCAACCGAGGCAACCUGGAGAGGCUCGUCACUCUAUACGGCUAUGACCGGGAGUCUGAGGAGCCGAAUCCCACUGGCGUGUCCAUCGCUAGUGAAAUCCAUAAGAUUAUGAUGAAUAUCUGCACCAAUUCAAACCACGGUGUCUUGUUGUCGGAGACAAGCUGGUACCCCAAUGGAAGCGAUCCGGAGUCCUUACCGGCUGAAGACGACACAUCGAUCGAAUUGGGACUCGAUUCUGCAGUGUACGUCGACAAAUAUAGAACGUUUGUGCCUGUUCGUAACGGAACACUAUCUUAUCUCGCCCAGACUCUUCGUCCGGAUGCAGAUAGCCUGCAGAUCGAGCUUCUAGUAGCUCUUUUCAGAGAAGCUCCAGAACUUGUUGCCGAUUUCUUCACGAAGAAAACCAUGUUCGUUUCAGACCCGAAACCUACAUCAUCAUGGAUGGCAGAGUCUGCGCUUCUUUUCUCCACAGUCAGCUUGCCCGUUCCAACGAACUUUGGUUGGAAGGAUAAACUACCUUCUAUGCCACCCCCCGUGUCAGUGGUGAUCGAGAACAUCCUGCCUCGUCCUCUUACACAGAAAACAUUAACCCGCUGCUUGAAUUUAAACACGGAGGUAAUCACUUUGUUCGCAGUCCGGAUUCUAACUAUCUCUUUCAAUAAACUGCGAAAGGUCCUUCGUCUUUUUAAUUCAGACCAUGGUGUCAGUCAGUCAUUCUGGGCUCAAGCCACUGGUAAAUUGGUAGCGGAGUUCUGCCGCCGGUGUCCUGUAAUGAAGGAUAUUGUAUCAUUGUACAAAAAAACUGCCAGGGAGGAUCUGCAACAACAAGAAGCCGUUGCAGAUUUGCUCUCUUGCUUUUAUGAGAUUGUGCCUGAUGUUGCAUUUGAAGAAAAUUUUGACGUAUCGCUCGUUCUGGUUGAUAUCUUGAAACGGCUAGAUGAGUCAAGUUCUAGCGAAGAAGACUCAGUAUCGUUACUUGCGCAAUUAGGAAGCAUCCUUAAGAUCGCGCAGCAAUCCGCAUCAAUGCGUUGGUGGCAACAACCAGGCUCCAUGCAAUUCUCCGCGUUCACGUCUAUUCUAAAGGUUUUAGUGGGAGCAUCGUCUCGUGAUUCUCUCGGGGACAUUGAUACCCUGCUGAAGACUGUCCUUACGGAAAACUCUAUAUUACAGGGCCCAAGCUCCUUUUUGCCGCUUCUAUCCAGCUUUGAAACGUCCAACUCGGAGCGUCUCCACCAUCAGCUAUCGUUCUUCGAUAACUGUGUCUGCCGGGUAGCGAAAAAACCAGUUCACUAUCAGGACUUGCUUGGGUCGUUGUCGGAGGAUAUCUUAAAGCCAAUCAGCCCCAUUGUAGCUGCGAUCACUGAACAAUGGCCGUUCGUUGUUAAGUCUGGAGGUGACGCAGAAAGUGCCGUUAGUGCAUGGAUUGCUAAUACUCUUGGGAAGUUAAGAAAUGCCGGUGAAGACUCGAAAAUGCUGAAAGCUGCUCGUGAUACCCUGUUAGCUGCUACCGAGGACAAGCGUACUAGGUCGACUCUAAAAAAGGCUUUGAAAGAUAUCGACGAGGGCUCAUGUGAGAAUAGAAAAAAGAAGGAGUCUAGUGUGGCACAGUGGGCAUCUCCAGGUUCUGGAAAUGAGAAAUUGCUUGUAGACUUGGAAGAGACAUUUGGUGCAUUGCCCACAGAAGGCAAAACUCACAAUGGGCUGCACAGAUGGGAAAAGGACGACUUGGAAAUCUCCGUGGAGCAAGGCCGGGUGGCAGAACUAAUGCUGUGCUUGUGCUCAGAGCAUGAAGAAGUGCGAAGACAGGCAUUCGCCAACAUGACUCGUUUGAUGACCAAGCUCAGAGAAUCCAAAUAUGCCGAAUGGCGGUCAGUGUUCAUUCUCACUGGUGAACUGCUUGAGACAGUGAAGCAGACUGGUCUUGAGUCUCCUAUACCGUGGAUUGUGGGGGAGUGUGCUUCUAGUUGUCUCGCGGUUCUCGUCAAUCCAAUGCACAAGCUGUAUGGGAAAGUCAACAUGUUUCUCCAGAAGGCGCCUUCCUGGGAGCUGGAGAAAAUUCCGUCGUAUUGGAUUGACAAGAUCCUGCUGCACGAACCUGAACAAGACGAUGGUUAUUUCGAGGAAACAAACUGGCUACUGGAUUUGCUUAUCAAAGGUCUUCGCACCAAGACUGAUAUGGAGAUCUACCGCCGUGCGAAUGUUUUUGAGCGAGCACUUUCCUUCUACGAAUCACCUGGAAUUAGUCAACCAGCCAAGCGAAAGAUUUUGCACCUGCUGUAUCGCACGACUCAAGUCCGAGGUGGCACGACGUUGGUUACUCGGGCUGGAAUUGUUAGCUGGAUCCAGAGCCAGAUUCCGGCGUUGAGCGGCAAGGAGGUACCGACCUUCACAGCCAUGGCUCAGUCCUUGUACGAAUCCUCGGAACAGGAUCGGGUCGCAAAAUGGAGUGGAGGAUCUGUGGUGCAGGUUGUUGAGAACAUCGCUGAGUAGACGCCCAAUCCAUGGAGAAAAGGCUGCAGUGGAUCUAU
This is a messenger RNA of Aspergillus alliaceus, 3439 nucleotides long. Its product is annotated as NPA1/URB1 family protein. Gene Ontology annotation, biological process: maturation of 5.8S rRNA from tricistronic rRNA transcript (SSU-rRNA, 5.8S rRNA, LSU-rRNA); maturation of LSU-rRNA from tricistronic rRNA transcript (SSU-rRNA, 5.8S rRNA, LSU-rRNA). Gene Ontology annotation, cellular component: nucleolus. Bases 45 to 3401 code for a protein of 1118 amino acids. NCBI's taxonomy places the organism in Eukaryota, Fungi, Ascomycota, Eurotiomycetes, Eurotiales, Aspergillaceae. The transcript is spliced from 5 exons. The record is from RefSeq and is a predicted model, not a curated record.